Molecule: messenger RNA, 1050 nt
Organism: Gamsiella multidivaricata
Lineage: Eukaryota; Fungi; Mortierellomycota; Mortierellomycetes; Mortierellales; Mortierellaceae
Exons: 4
Coding region: 348-587 (79 amino acids)
Biological process (GO): mRNA splicing, via spliceosome; spliceosomal snRNP assembly
Cellular component (GO): U4 snRNP; catalytic step 2 spliceosome; U12-type spliceosomal complex
Molecular function (GO): RNA binding
Source: RefSeq, a predicted model, not a curated record
CGAGCAUAAUAUCGCAGAGACAAGGAAAAAAAAAGGCCUGCACCUCACUUUCUGCUCUUUGUUCAUGGUGCUGUGGGGAAGAGGGAAAUGUACCGCCUGCUGGUGAGGUACCAGCUCCGUCGAAAGAUCAACGCGCGCUAUGGACAGCUCUAUAUGAUCCUCUCUUCCUGCAUUCUUUUUGAUGCUCGAUAUCAUAUCGACAUGAUCGAUAGAUCCACUCUGCCAGUCAAUGGUAACCGUUAUCGCGCCCCAAUUGAGAUCAUUUAGGCUAGGAAUCUUGUGAUAAUGGAAAUAUUUUCGCGGCAUCCUCGCCUCGCGCAUCACCUACACUCUUCCCUCCAUACAACAUGUCAGCCAAGGCAGCAACACCAGAGCUCAAGAAGUACAUGGACAAGCGUGUCUUUGUUCAGCUCAACGGCUCCAGAAAGGUCACAGGAGUUCUUCGGGGAUUUGAUCCCUUCAUGAACUUGGUUUUGGACGAGGCUGUCGAGGAAACUAACCCUGCAGAGAAGUCGUCAAUUGGCAUGGUUGUUCUUCGUGGUAACAGCGUAAUCGUUCUUGAGGCACUAGAAAGGACUGGGAACUAGUAUAACUGGAGCUAAGGGUCGGGAGGGCACUAUGACGCCUUUUUACACACGGACCCAGCAGCAGUAAACGUCAAUUUCAGGUUGAGCCUCAAUUACGACUCUUCAUCAUAUAAUCAGCACAAGCAAAGGAAUAUUUGGUAGAAGGCGAGCCAUGACCAAGGAAUCGUAUCAGCAUCCCCGCUUUUAUUGGACAACAACAGAAUGUCUACUCUCCACCCUGUAACAAUAAACAUCUUUACAAACAACCGAAUCUCAUCUGGUUGUGAUACAAGCUGCUUGUGCGAGGAGCGCAUGCUGGAAGAGAACAUGUGGAGCGGUAUUGUCUUUGGACGGCAGAGCAGGGCAGCUCCUGGACUAGGCAACUAGAAGUGCUGUGCAAAGGCGAUCUAUUGAGACAAAGCCACUUUUGGUCGAGCCGCUCGAUUUUUCAGUACCAUGCUGCAUGCCUUUGCCUCUCUUCAUC